This is a messenger RNA of Salvia miltiorrhiza (redroot sage), 1852 nucleotides long. RefSeq names its product transcription factor TCP8-like. Bases 575 to 1639 code for a protein of 354 amino acids. NCBI's taxonomy places the organism in Eukaryota, Viridiplantae, Streptophyta, Magnoliopsida, Lamiales, Lamiaceae. Gene Ontology annotation, molecular function: sequence-specific DNA binding; DNA-binding transcription factor activity. The transcript has a single exon. The record is from RefSeq and is a predicted model, not a curated record. Gene Ontology annotation, cellular component: nucleus.
GUGAGGAAUUCCUAAAAACCAAAUGGGCAGCUGUGGUGUGUGGACAGAGUUAGCAAAUUUUGGGAGACCCCACGAGUGGGUUUCAGCUUCUGCUACAUUUAUUUAUUAAUGGGCCCCCACCACUACUUGGGCCUGGGCCCCACCUCCCUUUUCUCAGCUAACACACACUACACGCACUGAUUCUCCCUUUUUGCUACUUGCUACUAGCCUUUGUUUUGGGUAUAUCAUUAUUUUGCAAAUUUCUGAUAAUUUCAUAUCAUCCAAAAUUAAGUUUGUUAGAAAAAAAGGUGAAGAUUCGUAAAUUAAAAGAAAUUUUAUAUGACAUUAUUCUGGAUUAAAUAUUGAAAUGAAUUUAUUUAAUAUGGUACAGGAUUAUAGAAGGCUCUUAUUUUCUCUCACAAACACAAACACAUAGGCAUUGUUUGUAGAAAGAUAGCAGUCAACCAAGCAGAAAGAGGAGAAGGCAGCAGUUGCUCAGUUGGCACAAAAGUCUCUCUCACUAACUCAAUGGCCCAAACUUUGAUUAAUUUGACGACAGGACAGCGCAUGAGAUUUUUCAAUUCUUGAAAACAGAAUGCUAUCUAUGGAACAAGGCGCCACUACCAACUCCGGCCACCGCGAGCCGCCGCCCUCCUCCCUACAGCUUGUCUCAACCCACCACCAAAGUCAACCAAGAGCCUCUCCCCCUUCCUCCACCUCCGCCGACGCCGCCAAGGCCUUGGUCGUCAAGAAGCCCUCCAAGGACCGCCACACCAAGGUCGACGGCCGCGGCCGCCGCAUCCGCAUGCCUGCCCUAUGCGCCGCCCGCGUCUUCCAGCUCACCAAAGAAUUGGGCCACAAAUCCGACGGCGAGACCAUAGAGUGGCUCCUGCAGCAAGCGGAGCCCUCCAUCAUCGCUGCCACCGGCACCGGCACAAUCCCGGCCAAUUUCUCCACCCUCAACGUCUCCCUCCGCAGCAGCGGCACCACAAUCUCCGCCCCGCCCUCCAAAUCCGCGCCUCUCUUCCUCGGCGGCGCCGCCGGCAUGCUCGGCUUUCACCACCAGCUCGCCGCCUUCGGACAACAAGACCCGGACGACAACAGCUACAUGAAGAAACGGUUUCGAGAAGACCCCGCCGCCGCCGGUUCGCCCAAACCGGGAGAACCGGGUUCCAACACUAAACCUAGCUCCGGUUCGACCACCGGUUGCAGCUUCAUCCCCGCUCCCGCCAUGUGGGCGAUGGCGCCGGCUGCCGCCGCCAACAUGGGCAACACUUUCUGGAUGCUCCCAGUGACCGGAGGCGGCGCCGCAACCGCGACGGCGGCGCAGCAGGAAUGGCAGCAUAGGCAGUCGUCCAUGCAGAGAGUCGGCGGGUUUGAGUUUUCCGGUGCGGGGCGGUUCAGCCCGGUUCAAUUCGGAUCAAUGGUGGUGCAGCCGUCGCCGCCGUCGCCGGUUCAGGCGCUGGAGACGAAUAUCGGUUUGUUGAGCUCCAUGAACGCGUACAACAACAGCAGUAGUGAUAGCAGAAUUGAUUUGGGAAUGAAUUUGGAGCACCACCACCAUCAUCACCAUCAACAUCAACAACAGCAGCAGCAACAGAAUCAGAAUCAGCCGCAGCGUAGCAAUAGCAGCGAUGAAAAUCCAGAAGAUUCACAGUAACUUUAUUUCUUCAGCCAUUAAUUUUUAUUUUAGGGUUUGCUGCAAGUAUUUUUUUUUUCUUGUUCAAUAAUUGUACUGUUUCACUGUUGCGUAGCUUUUGUUAGUGUGAUAAAAUACUCCCUCUCUCUCUCUGCUUUCUCUCUCUUACUGCUCAAUUUGGGGAUGAUUAAAUUUGAGAAUGUUGGGUGAGAAAUGGAAAAGAGUUCUUGUGAA